AUGGAUGAGGACAAGCGGGCAAUCCGUGCGGAGCUGUACAAUAUGAAUAUCUACUCUGGUCCUUCGGGCAAGUUCAAGGCGCACGUCGAUACUCCACGUUCACCCUACCAGAUUGGCUCCUUGGUUGUCUGUCUUCCGAUGAAGCAUGAGGGUGGCGAGCUGGCCGUGAGACAUUCUGGACAGACUCAUUCCUUCGACUGGGCCAAAAACUCCAACAACUGCGUCAUUCAGUGGGCGGCCUUCUACAGCGACUGCGAACACGAAGUGCUCGAGGUCAAGUCCGGUCACAGGGUUACACUCACAUACAACUUGUAUGCCACAGCAGGAAACGGAGAACUCGCAGGUCAAAUGUCUGCUUUCAGCCCUACUUCGCUACCACUCUAUAGCCAGAUCGUAGACUUGCUCAGCUCCAAGAAAUUCCAGUCCAAGGAUAGACUUCUGGGAGUCUACAGCACGCACGCGUAUCCUCACACCGAGAAGGAACAUGGCCUUCCGUUCUGCCUCAAGGGUCUUGACAUGGUGCUCUACAACACCUUCAAGAGCCUGGGCUUGAAAGUCCACUUGUGUGCUAUUCUCGAAAACCCGAAAGGCUUUAGCAGGCGCAAGCUUUACAAUGGGGAAUUCUCCGAUGAAGAUACAGAUACCGAGCCAACGCAGAAGAAGAUGACACUGGCGAAGAACGACAAUGGCGCCGACUCAGACUCGGGAGACGACGACACAGAAUCAGGAGACGACGACACAGACUCGGGAGACGACGACACAGACUCGGAAGACGAAGACACAGACUCGGAAGACGACGACAGUAGGAAGUACUAUACCAGAACCGUAGGAUACAUCAACCAAGCGUAUUCCACUGACGAGCUGGUUGAGGACGACGAUGACAUGAAGAGCAUCAUCAACCGGGCUAUGAGAACCGACAAGGUCAAGUUUGACGCCAGCAAGAUCGUUUGGCUGAACAAGAACAAUAGCGAGUCGAAUAUGCAGGUGUCAUAUAUGGCAUACGGCAACGAACCAUCCUCUGAGGAAAUUUACUCUUACUUUGCGAUGGUCGUUGAAAUCCCUGCUAUUGGAGUGAACGCAAGCGAUAAUGAGCGAGCGUAG
Colletotrichum abscissum is the source of this 1101-nucleotide messenger RNA. RefSeq names its product oxidoreductase. The record is from RefSeq and is a predicted model, not a curated record. Bases 1 to 1101 code for a protein of 366 amino acids. Lineage: Eukaryota; Fungi; Ascomycota; Sordariomycetes; Glomerellales; Glomerellaceae. The transcript is spliced from 3 exons.